Labrus bergylta (ballan wrasse) is the source of this 2160-nucleotide messenger RNA. Its product is annotated as zinc finger CCHC domain-containing protein 24. Gene Ontology annotation, molecular function: nucleic acid binding; zinc ion binding. NCBI's taxonomy places the organism in Eukaryota, Metazoa, Chordata, Actinopteri, Labriformes, Labridae. The record is from RefSeq and is a predicted model, not a curated record.
GGGGGGGGUGACUGAGAAAAGUUUGCUGUUCCAGUACAUCAGGCAGUUUUGACGGUGCUGUUCCAAGAGGAGCAGCCCUCUUUAAAAAACAGCAACAUGAUGUCCGCUAUAGAAACUGGUACCCCAAUGUACCAACCUGCACAGCUGCUCAACUGGGUCUACAUGUCUUUGCAAGACACUCAGAGCGGAGGAUUUGAUGCGUUCAAAGCCGAGUCAGACACAACUACUCAGGAAUUGAACAUCUCUAAGCGCAGUGUUGCUGAUUUGAGCUCCAACUAUAUCAACAACUUCUUCCAUCUGAGGAGUGAGGCCUUGAACAACAACAACUUCUACAAGAGUUCCUCGCCCUACGGGUCCCUCAGCAAUAUCGUGGACGGCCUGAGCUCUCUGGCGGACCAUUUUUCAGACCUCUCCCUGUCCCCCGAGGCACGCAAACCCAGCAAAAGGCCGCCACCCAACUACCUGUGCCACCUUUGCUUUAACAAAGGACACUACAUCAAAGACUGCCCUCAGGCUCGACCCAAAGGUGAAGGCCUGACCCCGUAUCAGGGGAAGAAGCGGUGCUUCGGUGAAUACAAAUGCCCUAAAUGCAAGAGGAAGUGGAUGAGCGGGAACUCCUGGGCCAACAUGGGACAAGAAUGUAUCAAGUGCCACAUCAACGUUUACCCUCAUAAACAGCGGCCUCUGGAGAAGCCUGACGGGUUGGAUGUGUCUGACCAGAGCAAAGAGCACCCGCAGCACCUGUGUGAAAAAUGCAAAGUCCUCGGCUACUACUGCCGCCGUGACCAAUAACACUCUACCCUCCUUAAAAACACCCCUUCAAAGAUUUAUCAAUAAGGAAUAGCUUUAUUUGAAUGACUAAAAAAAUACAAGAUAAAGAACUUUAUUUUACUGUGAUGCAUUUUCAGUCACAAAAAAAACCUCUGAAACUGUGACUCUUGGCAUAAAAGGCUCUUCUUUUUCUUUUCUUUUUUCUUUUUUACAGUGUCUGCCAAUGAGGGAGAGUUUUUACUUUUCAUUUGAAGGUAACUGACUCUGACUUUUAUUAUGUAUAUUUUCCCUCAGAGUCUUAACAAGGAACCAAGAAUCUUUUCGACUGUGAAUUAAGAAACUUGUGACUGUCCUCACUCAUGUUCAUUCACUGCAGUUCGUGAGUGAAGUGUCUUUAUAACAUGUUUGUAUAUCCCAGAAAUAACUUAUAAUAAUGUUUUCUGUAUAAAAUAUGCAACAGGUCUUUACUAAAAUAAGAUAUGCAGUAUAAAUGUAUAUCUGUAUUGUUAUCUGUAUUAUCAGUACUUGAGGGUGCAUACUUUUAGAAUAUAUUUUGACUUAUUACAUUUUGUGAAGGAAUAUAUGAGCAAGAAAACUAACAGUUUUUCCUCCUAAGAUAUGUGCUUGUAAGUCUUCAGUUGUGCUUAAAGGUGCACUAUGGAGUUUUUGGUAGAGAACUGUGACAGUUGCAGACACAGAUUCUGUGGUAUAUGUUCAUAACUCUAUAUACAAACUGUCCUAAGAGGGACAUUUUGCCCUGUAACACUGUUUGAAGAUAAAAUGCUAUGCGAGAAGUUCUAGUGAUGGGCCCUCAACAGUGAAACCGUAGCUCCUGGUAGCUUUUUCGCUCCAAACAGUGUUCCAGGGACCCAUUUUUUUCCUUUGAAUUAAGUUGUUGUAUUAAGUUAAGUGAAUAUAGCAUAGAAUUGAUUAACUUCUCAAACUUUCAAAUUUCAGUCCCAAAUCUAGCUCACCUUUCGGUUAGUUUGUCAGUGAGAAGUUUUUCUAGACUGUAACCAAAUGCAAUAAGGUGGAAGCUUUUGAUUCCCUGACAUUAGAUUGAAUUACAGCUGUUAUAUUCCAGCACCCAGUGCUAAGGGACUCGCCAGAGUGUUUUUAUUUUUGGGGUUGUGCCAUGACAUGAAGAGGGAAUACAUAUGUGAAUGUAAUAUGAAGGAUUAAGUGGAAGGCUACGUGUUGCUUUAAGGGCUUUUUGUAUUUCAGUGCUCUUUUGAUGUUAAAUGACUAUGGAACAAAAUCUUACUAUGACUUUAAGCUGUUUUAAAAAGUGUGAAACACCAUUUUAAUGUGCCUUAUAAGUGACCCCUGAGAUUGAUGUUGAUCUCUAUAAAAAAAAAGUUUUGUAUUAAAAACGAUUUAAACACUUUA